Messenger RNA from Pelmatolapia mariae (spotted tilapia), 3985 nucleotides. RefSeq names its product family with sequence similarity 114 member A1 (gene fam114a1). The transcript is spliced from 13 exons. The coding region runs from base 52 to 1809 and encodes 585 amino acids. Lineage: Eukaryota; Metazoa; Chordata; Actinopteri; Cichliformes; Cichlidae. The record is from RefSeq and is a predicted model, not a curated record.
UGCCGACGUGGCGGGGCGGAAGAGCCGCUGGCUGGCACGAAACGGAUCACCAUGUCUCAGACUGCCUCCUCUGACGCUGACCCCUCCACAGACCCCACCCCUCCACCUGUUCAGCCCCCCGACCCUGUCCCCAGCCUCGGUCAGGAUGUACCAGCAGCCGGUACACCCCCUGCAGAUCCACUGCAGCCUCUUUUCUCCCCUGAGAGUUUUGAUCAGUCCAAAGAGCAGCCGACCACAGAGAACACCACCACCACCUGUGAGACAUUAGAAGGUCAGGCUGACCAACCAGAGUCUCCUGCAGAGAGUCAGGUGACUGAAUGUGACCAACCAGUGAGCCUUGAGCCAGACACAGAGGCUGCAGAGGAAGAUGUGGAGACGUCACUCCUGGACAAAGAAAAAGGUUGGGGAGCUUGGAGUUCAUGGGGAAAAUCUCUUCUAACCACUGCCACCUCCACAGUGGGUCAUAGCCUGACCUCAGUAAAGGUGAAGGCAGGAGAGGCGCUUCGUCUCCACAGAACCUCAGUUGGAGAGGAGGCACAGGAAGAGGAGGAGGGAGCAGAGGAGAAGAAAGAAAGAGGAGUUGAAAGCAGGGAGGUUGACCUGUCCAACUCCGGGGAGUCGUCUUCUCCUACUGCAGCCACAGCUUCUAGCAGGGGCGUUUUCUCUACAAUCACACAUGCCGUACAAAACACUGGUAAGUCAGUGAUCAGUGGAGGUUUGGAUGCCUUGGAGUUCAUUGGAAAGAAGACCAUGACUGUUCUUGCAGAGAGUGACCCGGGUUUUAAAAAGACCAAAACUCUGAUGCAGAAGACCGCAUCACUUAGUCAGAUGUUGAAGGAAGCCAAGGAGAAGGAGCGGGCCCGUCUGAGUAACCAGCCUAUCAGUGCUCCCACAGCUCACUAUGGUAUUCUUUUUGAUGACUACCAGGGCUUGUCACACCUGGAGGCCCUGGAGAUUCUGUCCAAUGAGAGUGAAGCAAAGGUUCAAGCCUUCCUCUCCUCCCUGACCGAAGAGGAGCAGGAGGAGGUGAAGAAGGAGCUGAUUUACAUCAAGGAGAUUUUCAUCAAGCAAGAGGAGGAUGUGGAGACAGAAGGAGGAGGACAGACGAAGGAUAACGCCGCUGACGGCGAGGAGUUUGUGAGUGUUCUCACCGAGCUGCUCUUUGAACUUCAUGUUGCCGCCACGCCGGACAAACUCAACAAGGCUCGAAUGAGGGCCCAUGAUUGGGUGAGUAAGGUGGAACAACCUGUCACUACAGAGACAGUUGGCAGGGAAACGCAGGACCAGCCAGGAGGAGAGGAGAACAAAAAGGAAGAGAAGAAGAAAGACGGAGAAGAGCUGGGGGAGAAGAAGGGCGAGGAGGAGGAGAUGAAGGGAGGAGAAGAGGCAAAGGAGAGCGACCCCAGAUCUGUAGAGGCCAUUUACCUGUCAUCGGUCAGCAGUCUGGCAGAAGUGACGGCUCGCAGCAUCGAGCAGCUCCACAAGGUGGCGGAGCUCAUCCUCCACGGCCAGGAGCAAGAGAAACCAGCCAGAGACCAGGCACACGUCCUCACCAGGUUGACAUGUGCCAUGUGUAAGGAGGUGGAGUGUUUGGCCAAGAAGUUCUCUGAUACGCUGCUUGAUGUUGGGGGCCAGAGGAAAGCAGAAGAGCUGAACCCACUGUUAGAGAGUGUGCUGCUAGAGGGCUCCAACAGCACCAACUACAUCCAGAAUGCAUUUCAGCUGCUGCUGCCCAUCCUGCAGAUCUCCCACAUCCAGAGCCAACACUGCCGACCCGCCACAGAGGCCGCAGCACAGAUUCAGCAUUAACACUGCCUGUGCAACUGCCUGCCAGUGUGUCUAUUGUUGUACAGUAAAGUAUAGAGAAUAGAGUUACCAGAACAAGUGCUUUAAUCUACACUAAGUGCCAAAUAGUAACAGAACACGGAGAAUAUCAUCAGGAAGAUACCAGUUUAACUGACACACGUAGUGGUAGCUCGCAUACGCUUUGUUUGUGUGUUUGUGCCGCGUUGUGUCUCUGAAUGUUACUUUGCCUGUUUUGCCGUUGAUGUUUUGCUUUAAGAAACCAAAAUGACGUCCACGCCUCAAAACCAAAAACCAGAAUAUUACUGAUUGUACUGAUCAAACUCUACAUUAUUGUAUAUUGAGCUUUCUUUGCACAAUGGAAAAAAACAUUGAUUAACACUAGUAGAGUGUCUGUUGUGUUGACUGUUUAAUUGCAGGUUAAGAUAAAAUACCAGCGUCACUGAUUAUAUAUAGUAAUAUCAUACUUAUUUUGUUUUCUGUGUUAAAUUAUAUGAAACAACACUACCUUAUAUUUUAUUUCCAUCUUUUGUUGUGAACAUUACUAAUGUGAUGUCGGUUAAUUAAUUUCUAUUUACGUCUUGUUGUUGGACUGAAUUAGAUGAGCGAUACCACUCUCUACACUAAAAGUGAAACCACAGCCUUUUGAAGGGAAUCGGCUAGUUUGGCUGCACCAAAACCAAACAGCGUGAAAUACAGCAGCGAAAUAACAAUAAAACAUUUAAUUACCCCAGUAAAACAAAAACUGUCUGUUUUGGGGGGUUUUAUUAAUUCAAACCUGCAAUAACUGAUUUUAGAGACAUUUUUUGUGGAAGCAAAUAGUGAACACUUGUGUUAUGUAUCACCUUUUAAACACUAUCAUUCUCUCUUUAAACUCUGAUUUUGGCUUUUGCUAAAUCCUAAAGGGGACAUCGAGCUCUUUAGCCGGAAUUACUCCAUCAUGUGCGUCUGUUUGUUGCUAAACAAUGAGCUAACUCGUUGUUCACUCACUUUAAAGGUUAUUGAAACACGAUAGGUAGAUGUGGAUUGUAUAACUCGCACACAGCUAUCUUUGCUGAAACUGAGUGUAACUUCUGAUUCUUUGGUUAUAAAUAUGCAUUAAAACUGCCUCACUCUGCAAAACUGUUGGUAUAAGGGUCAAUUUAUCUCAAAUCAUUGUGGGCCAUCUGCUCGACCAGCUCCAGUCUGAAUACAAAUUUAAAGAUACAACAUUGUGCGAUAUUAAUUUGUAUGUACAAGAAAAAAUCAGUAUUUGUUGCAUUUUUGUAUAUUUCAAAAUUAAACAUCAUUAUUAGACUCAUCCAGUGGGUCUUGAAAAUAGCAAAUAUGCAUAUACUUUACAAGAUCAUUUUCUCAGUUAUAAUAAGACUUACACCUGGAAGCUCCUGAAAUUUGUUCUUUCAGAUUAAAUAAUGAGCUGAUGUCUCUGGUGUGCAACUUGUUGUGUUUGCUCAAUCCAGCACAAAAGUUGAAUAAAAAUUGCAGUUUCUUUAUUUUUCUGACCAAGAAUUUGAUGUUAAAAAGUAUUCCACAUGCAUUUUCAACUAUAUGCAUUCAGAAAUUUGUCACUAAUUGUCUUGUGAAGUUUUUUUUUAUUGUGGCCUUAAUUUUAACCACCCAGACAUUUUUAAGCAUUGUUUCCAAAUUACAGACCCUGAUUCUAUCUUAUGGAGAAAGAAAGAUCAGAGAAAAUUUUAGGCUUUUAUCUUGAAUAUUUUUUGAGAUAUUCAUGUUCAAACAUUGCCUCAGAAAAGAAAAACAAAACAUGUCCAAAAAAGUAUUUGAUACAUGAGGCUGAAACUUCACAGCUAGAUUAUAGUCAUCCAAGUUUUAAACCAUUAGAUUUUCAAGCAAUACACAGGUGGUUGAGCAGAAAAUGAUCUAAAAAUGUGAUGAGCGAUAUGAGAUGGAAUGACCCAUAAGUUAAAAUAUUUUUCAUGUCUCUUGAUAGGUGGAAAUUGUUACUCCAUAAAAGUAAAAGAGUAGCGAUUGGGUUUAAUAAUUCUGAAAAUGUGCUGCAAAUACAGAUGUUUUCCAGAUGGUUGAGUACGACUGACUGCAAAAAGAGCAGAUUCACAGUAAGACGUGAGCCUUGCAGGUGCUGCUAUCUGGAGUUUGUUACUUCCUGGCAGAGCAAGCCUGGCUCCUUUAAUGUUUUUAUGGUGAAAUAAAACCAGGUGGU